Pseudophryne corroboree (corroboree frog) is the source of this 2188-nucleotide messenger RNA. RefSeq names its product Y+L amino acid transporter 2-like. Gene Ontology annotation, biological process: amino acid transmembrane transport. Gene Ontology annotation, cellular component: membrane. The transcript is spliced from 10 exons. The record is from RefSeq and is a predicted model, not a curated record. The coding region runs from base 197 to 1651 and encodes 484 amino acids. Gene Ontology annotation, molecular function: L-amino acid transmembrane transporter activity; basic amino acid transmembrane transporter activity. Lineage: Eukaryota; Metazoa; Chordata; Amphibia; Anura; Myobatrachidae.
UCAUGCACUACACAUAUUGGGGUCAGUUACUAGAUAUGUACUGUAACUUCCAAAAUCUUUAGUCAAUUCCGCAGACCAGUACCCCUGGGCUUCUAUCUGUACCAGACUUCUCUCAGUCUCUGCUGAUCUAUCUGUUUCAGUGACAGUAGCAUUAUUUUUUACUGGAGCUCCACUUAUCAUAAACACACAAGUUAAAAUGAAAAAGUCUACACAAGAUAUUCCCAGCAACUCAGUAGAACUAAAGAAGGAAAUCUCACUUCUGCAUGGCGUAAGUCUGGUUAUUGGGAACACUAUUGGUGCAGGAAUAUUUGUUUCCCCAAAGGGAGUUCUCAUGUACAGCGGCUCUUAUGGACUAUCGCUCAUCAUCUGGGUACUGGGGGGAAUAUUCUCAGUAAUUGGAGCUCUCUGCUACGCUGAACUAGGAACAACAAUCACUAAAUCAGGAGCCAGCUACAUUUAUAUAAAGGAAUCAUUUGGAGGGUUUUUAGCUUUUUUAAACCUAUGGACCAACAUGCUGAUUAUCUAUCCUGCCAGUCAGGCUAUUCUGGCAGUGACAUUUUCUCAGUACAUAAUGGAGUCAUUUUUCCCAACAUGUUGUCUACCUCAGUCAGCAGUAUUCCUGCUCUCAGUAGUCUGUGUGGCAUUUUUAACAGUGGUGAAUUGUGCAAAAGUGAAAUGGGGAGCCUUCCUCCAAGUGCUGGCAACAUUUGCCAAAGUCUUUGCAUUGGUCAUCAUUAUCAUUGCAGGAAUUGUCAGACUAUGUCAGGGUAAAACGUAUAAUCUGGAAAACUCAUUUAAGGGCUCAGAGACAAAUAUAGGCUCAUUAACUAUGGCCUUUUAUUCAGCAUUGUAUUCAUUUUCUGGAUGGGACUGCAUCAAUUAUGUAACAGAGGAAAUGAAAAACCCAAAGAGAAACCUGCCACUAUCUAUGCUGAUUUCUAUGCCACUGGUGACAGUAAUCUAUGUAAUGACAAACAUUGCAUACUAUACGGAGUUAGAGAUGAAUGUUAUUCUGGACAGCAGUGCAGUGGCUGUGACAUUUGCUGAAAGAGUUCUGGGUUAUGUAAAAUGGUUUAUCCCAAUAUCAGUGGCAAUGUCGUGUUGUGGUGGAUUAAACUCAGUCGUCAUUUCAUCUUCAAGAUUAUUUUUUGUAGCUUCAAGAGAGGGACAACUUCCAGAUUUUCUGUGCAUGAUCCACAUUACUAGAUACACUCCCAUUCCUGCCUUACUUUUUAAUGGGUUGAUGGCUCUUGUGUUCCUUUGUGUGGAUGAUGUAUUUCAGCUCAUUGAUUAUUUCAGCUUCAGUUAUUGGUUAUUUAUUGGCCUAUCAGUGGGAAGCCAAAUUUAUUUACGAGUGAAGCGGCCGGACUUGCCCAGACCUGUGAAGCUGAGCUUGUUUUUCCCGGUGGUGUACUGCAUAUGCAGCGUUUGUCUGGUAGUGGUUCCACUAUACAGUGAUCCUAUUGAUUCACUGGUUGGUAUCGCCGUUGUCCUCUCUGGGGCACCUGUAUACUACCUCUGCCUUUAUCUUCCUCCAGAAAAACAACCAGCAUGUGUAAAGAAAUUCUUAGGCCUAAUUUCCCUGUACACACAGAAGUUGUGUAUGUGCUGUGCUACCCAGUCACCUGAUGAAGGAGAGAAGUGCAAAUAGAAAAUGAUCACAGCUGUCCAGUGACUGCGUAAGCCGGAGCAUCUCUCACAGUAUUACAACAGUAUGCAGUGAUACAGCCAAUAUCCAGCUGUGUAAUAAUGAAUGUAUUUCAUACUUUUACGUAUUUAUUGUUCUGAAUAUUACAGUUCUUACUUCUUGCAGACCUGAGCAAUCUCCUGCCAUGUUAAAGAGCCACUACAUUUACUCUCUAGGUUCAUCCAUCAUGAUUAACCUAUACUUAAUGUAUUUUAAAACAUUCUUACACAGUACCAUGACAGAAUCUAGAUAUGUAGUAUUAGAUUACACUAUUUGAAUGUUAGAAUAUGAUAGUUUUCUAUGCAGAUAGUCAGAGCUGGCCCUAACCAAUAUGAUGCCCUAGGCAAGAUUUUGGCUGGUGCCCUCUAUCACCGCCGCUAGUUCUGCAGGAGAUGCCUGGCAUGAGUCAGCUGGCAGCUCUGCUAACGUCGGGCGCCUUUUGUUUACGAAAAUACAUCUUAUUUGCAUUACUAUGUGGCUAGGACGCACAAGAAUCUUCUG